GGUGGUGGUUGGUGCUCUUCGGAUGAAACUUGUACUUAUAGAUUAACAAAUGGAUUAGGAAGCAGCAAAUACUAUAAUGAGACUGUUUUUUUCGGCGAGAUAAAAAGCACAAACAAGACUGUGAAUCCAGAUUUCUAUAAUUGGAAUAGAAUCGUUGUUGAAUACUGCGAUAGCUCAUCAUUCAUGGGAAAAGCUAAUCAUCCUAAAAUAAUUAGUAGGGGUGCACAGAUAUUCUACGCCGUAAUGGAAGAGUUAUUGGAAAAAGGAAUGGCCAGCGCAAAAAAU
This is a messenger RNA of Striga hermonthica, 285 nucleotides long. NCBI's taxonomy places the organism in Eukaryota, Viridiplantae, Streptophyta, Magnoliopsida, Lamiales, Orobanchaceae. The record is from the annotation of a GenBank genome assembly.